AUGUCUACCACAGCCGAUAACCUUGCCGCUGAAUACGGUCCUCGCGACUUGAAAGGCUACGGACAGCACACCCCAGACCCUAAAUGGCCAAACGGCGCGAAGAUAGCGAUCAGCAUAGUACUCAAUUAUGAGGAGGGAUCUGAGGUGACAGGCGGUGAAGACGGUGUAACAGAAAUGAGCGGUAGUGAAAAAGGUCCGGGGAUGGUGCCUAUGAGAGGAGCGAGGGACGUCAACACGGAAAGUCUCUAUGAGUACGGGUCAAGGGCUGGGGUGUGGCGCGUUCUUCGUCUGUUCAAGGAAUACAACGUUCACUGCACAAGCUACGCUGUGGGACAGGCUCUUGAGCGUCACCCGGAAGUAGCCAUCGCUCUCGAACAGGACGGACACGAGUUGGCUAGCCACGGUUAUCGCUGGGUUGAUAGGACCUCAUGGACCAUCGAAGAAGAGGCCGAAUAUGCCAGGAAAGCAAUCAAUGCGAUUAGCAGCACAUCACCCUCUGGUACACCACCCAGGGGCUGGUACUAUGGGAAAGCCUUCACGAAGAACGACGCUAGAUCCAGAAGUUUGAUCGCUAGAGUCUUCAAGGAGGAAAAUAUUCCCUUGCUUUACUAUUCAGACUAUUACGGAGAUGACCUUCCGUACUGGAUCCCAUACCCAGGUGGCGAGAAGGACCAAGGCCUGCUCAUCGUCCCCUAUGCACUGGACACUAACGACUUCAGGAACACGCGGCACGAUGCCUUCAUAUCUCCAAACGAUUUUUCUGACUAUCUCAUUGCCGCGUUUGACGAACUCUAUCGUGAAGGCGUUGCAGGACAGGCGAAGAUGCUCUCUAUAGGCCUGCACGGUCGUAUCAUCGGGAGGCCGGGUCGGAUCGCAGGUCUGAGAAAGUUCUUGGAGUAUGUGAAGGAAAAAGGAGGGGUUUGGUUCGCGACGAGGGAAGAAAUAGCGAAACAUUGGAUCGAGACGUUCCCGUACGAGGCGAAGACGUGA
This is a messenger RNA of Stereum hirsutum FP-91666 SS1, 990 nucleotides long. Its product is annotated as carbohydrate esterase family 4 protein. Gene Ontology annotation, molecular function: hydrolase activity, acting on carbon-nitrogen (but not peptide) bonds. The transcript is spliced from 6 exons. The record is from RefSeq and is a predicted model, not a curated record. The coding region runs from base 1 to 990 and encodes 329 amino acids. Gene Ontology annotation, biological process: carbohydrate metabolic process. NCBI's taxonomy places the organism in Eukaryota, Fungi, Basidiomycota, Agaricomycetes, Russulales, Stereaceae.